GUUAAACUGGCACUCACUCUUGGAACUUGAUGGGCUUUGCUUCUAGGAAUACUAAUGACGGCUUUUCUUCCACCGCUAUUCCCCCUCCUCCCGGGAGGUGGCGCUGUAGAACACCCGUACGGCCAAGCGGGGAGGCGGAACUUCCGGUCUGCGUGAGCGCGCUUCCGGCCCUGCCCGGAAGACGGUUAAUAGCUGCGUCCAUGCGCGGAGCUCAGGUGGAACUUUCAGGCUCCUUCGUGGCGCGAGGGUCAGGCGAGCGUCACGCCGAGGUCAGUUGCCCAGAGGAACACGUCGAGGCCCGCGUCACGAGCCCUGGAUGCCACUGGCAGAUUCAAGUCUUACCGGCAGAAUGUGUGAUGUGUGAUUCUUGCUCUACACGAUGGACUUCCCGAGUUGCCUCCACCCCACGUUGUUUGUGUCCGGCCCUCUUGGUCUGAGCAAUGUUCCUGAUUUGUCCUUUAUGUGCAGCUGGAGAGACCAGCUCUCCCUGCCAGAGUCCCCGUCCCAGAUCUCCGAGAGCAGGGCGCCACACUUGCCCAGGAACCUGCUGUGGGAGCCAGAGAUGCCUGGGCCCCUUCCCUUGCUGCCACCUGGUCCUGAUCCCUGGGAUCCAGGCAUAUCUGCCCGGGACCUGCUUUUCCGGGGAGGCCAUCAGUACCGGCGGGAGCCCCGGGCUGUGCUGGAUGUUACUGAGCAGCUCAGCAGCUUCCUGUGGGAUCAUGGGGACAUAGCCUUUGCACCCCUGGGGAAGCUGAUGCUGGAGAAUUUCAAGUUGGAGGGAGCACGGAGCCGCUCUAAGAAGAAGACGGUGGUCAGUGUGAAGAGGCUGCUCCAGGACCUCGGUGGAUACCAGCCAUGGGGGUGUCCCUGGGCUUUCCUGAGCCAUCGACAGCGUAGGUUCUCAAUCCUUGCGGGCCAGAUCCUGGGCAGGUCAGUGACCACUCUCCUGGGAGAGCUGCUGCAUGAGGAACUGGCCACGCGGUGGAAGCAGCUGCUGCUGGAUGAUGCUUUCACAGGGGGUGCGCUUGCCUGGCUACCUGGAAGGACACCCCAUGUUGGGCAGCUGGUCUAUCCUUCAGGUGGCGCCCUAGACAGAUUGUCUUUCCAAGAGGUCCAUCUGACCCAAGGAGGUGAUACCCAGGUCCUUGGUGACCCUGGCCACAUCCAGCUCCGAGGACCUGUGCGGCAGGUAGUGACCCGCACCGUGCAGGGAGAAUCUCUGCUAGCGGUUCGCUCUGACUACCACUGUGCCCUCUGGAAGGUCAGUAAGCAGGGGCAGCCGGCUCCUCUCCAGGUGCUGCAGGUCAAGAAGGGGGCCACAGGGAUCAAUCUGAGCCCUCACCUGCCCGGGGAGCUGGCCGUCUGCAGCCGUUCGGGAGCCAUCUGUCUGUGGACCCCCCAGGAUGGGCUCCAGCAAGUCUACAAAGACCCUGAGACCCUUGUGUUCCGGGACCCGUCUCCCUGGCGUUGGGCAGACUUCACUGCCCACCCUCGGGUGCUGACUGUAGGCGACCGCACAGGAGUGAAAAUCAUUGACACUCAGGGCCCACCGGGCUGUGGCCUGCUGCUCUUCCGGGGCGGGGCAGAGGCAUCGUGCCAAAAAGGGGAACGAGUGCUACUAAGCCAGUACCUGGGGGAGCCCAGCCCCGAGUCUCUGCACCCUACACUCCAUCUCGUCUGUACCCAGUUCUCGCUCUACCUGGUGGACGAGCGCAUGCCCUUGGUGCCGAUGCUGAAGUGGAACCACAGCCUUCCCUCUGCUCCCCUGCUGGCCCAGAUCCUGCCUGCACCCUGGCCCGGCUGCCCACGGCCGCUGCUCCUAGGCGGCCAGGGUGGGCAGCUGCAGCUGCUGCACAUCGCAGGAAACUGGGCCUCCACACCCCAUCUGGCCGGGCCCCCCCAGUGUCUGCCUUCCCAGAGCGAUUCCCUCUCCGCCUUUCCCCUGCUGGAAACCAAGAGUCAUCGGCGACUGCAGGAGCGGCUGAUGGCACCAACUAUAGGUCUCACUGCCAUCAUCCCACCCUCUACAUCCACUCCAGUCUUGUCACUGUUCCAACUCUCUGAGGCUGGAGAUCUCUUCCACCAGCGCUUCCGCUUCCGGAAUGACCCUGUCUCUCAGGGAGAUCCGGAGCCCAGUGCCUCUGUGCCCCCGGUUUCCUGGAGCCCACAGGCUCUGGCCUCCUGCAGCCGGUGGUUGAAGGAGUUGCUGGAAGUACCCAUGGCUCCCCCUGUGUGGGCUGCACCCACCUUUUCACACCGCCACCUGCUGAGCUGCAGGGAGCAUCAGGAAGUUGAGAGGAAAGUGCCUGAGGGUCUCCGGGCUGCCAUGACUGCAGGUCGGAUCCUGCAGCAGAGUGACCUGGGCUCUCUCCCUACCUCAGAGCCACCUCCUGCUCCUGACUCAGGUCCUGAGGAUGAGCUCAGUGAGCGUCUGGAGGCAGCCUGGGAAGGCCGGGUGGCUGCCUGGUGGCAGAGGCAGCAGGGUGGGAGCUUGGGGCCUGGAAGACAGACCAAGCGGGCCAAGCGCCGGACCCAGCUGUCCAGCACCUUCUCCUCACUCAGUGGCCGUUUGGACCUUUCUGACGCUGUCAGCCCUCCUCACAGCCCAGACCAGACGCCCCUUGAAACCAGGCCUCAGCCCCCACUGACCCCACCCUCUCAGGAAUUCACCCAGGAGCUGUGGGCCCGGGGUGUGCCAUCAGAGCGGCAGCAGACCCUCCGGGACUAUAUGGCCAAGCUGCCCCUCCAAGGGGACAUCCGGGGUGAUGCCUGUACACCCUCCUCCCAAACCUCCAGUGUCCGGGGCCCUGCUAGGCAUCAGACCCUCCAGGACUACACACCUCAACUGUCACUCCAAAGAAACACCCUGGAACGUGCUUCUGUGCCCUUCUCCCAGACCUCCAGUAUCGGGGCCACCCGCUCUGGGCAGCAGACACCAGUCCCACCUGGCUCUCAGACACGCCGGAAGAAGGCCCGAAUGGGCUUCUGAGAGCCUGGGCCACCUCUGAGACAUGCUGUGCACUAGCCAUGCCUGCUGCAGGCCUUUCUCCUCUGAAGGUCUCUCUGACUGUGGAAACAUCUAAAACGCCAGGGUGAGGAGUAGCUCAGGACAAUAGGAUGGUCAUUUCUCCCUUAGUUUAUCUUUUUACCUAAAGAUGCUUCUGAGAGGCAUGUUGGCAGGGCCCUAGCAGUCCUGAAGGUCAGUGUCGGGCUGUGCCUGAAAGUGGGGGCUUGAGUCAGGCUACGGGGUCACCACAGAGCCUUUGGGGUAUCAUGGUGCCAGGGGUUUGCCAGCAGUAGCUGCUGCUGCUUAACUUGUGUUUAAGGAAUUUCUACCAGGGUCUAAUGUUUUGUAUAGAUGCUUUGAACUCACAUUUAGGGAUUAAAUAAACUUGUCAGGUGCACAUGGUUUGGGAUCACCAAGUUUCCAACUAGGGUGCCCUUAGCUAGCUAAAGCAUGGUCUUCUCCAGGGUUCUGCAACUGCUCUCCGGGGAGGUGGGGUGUGAUGCCCACUUGAAGGUGUCUGGGACCCCAAGAUCUACUAGGUUUCUGAGGGUCGGUGUUUCUGAGGGUUGGUGACGAGGUGGUCUUCUCGGGUAGCUGGUGGAAGGAAACCCCACAAUGGUACGGAUAUUAAAGAGUCCUGUAACACAUUACUUACAAGGACUUGGGGUGUUUAUAAAGCUCAGGGAGACAGCCAACAUCCUGCUUCCUACCACGGGGAAGGCGGUGGCUAUGCUUGGAGCCCAAGCUUGGUGCUGCUGUCACUGCCUCUGGAGGUGCCUGGGCGUAGAGCUGUCGAGGGGGCCUGCGCCCAAUGCUAGUUCCCCGUCUGUGUGAGUCCGAGGCUGGAGGCCCACCUUGGGGUUCAGUCCAAGCCAAAUUCAAUGUCCUCCUGGUGCUCUCCUGCCUCGGGCUCUGUGAGCUCUUUGGGCUCCAUCACGGGGCAUACUCUGUCCCUCUCGCUGCUGUUUCCUGAAAGAGAGGGAAGGCAGUGUUUUGGGGGGUCACUCCCUUUCUCCCUGGAUAUGGGUCUUGAGUCAACCACCUGAGGUGACAUUCAGAAAACCCUGGUGCCACCAGUGCUGGGCAGGAACAGGAGGGUUUGGGCCCCACAGUCCCCGCUUUGGGUGUGCACAGGUGGCUGCUGGACAGAUCCCAGCCAGCUCCUUCUCAGCACCAGGCAACUUGGCCCACAUGGGCCUGUUAAUGCCGGGUGGGGCCAGUGUGCCGGUUUGUCCACAUUUCUCCACCCCCCCAGGCGCUUUGCCCACCUGGUGACCCCCUUCCCUGCCAGCAGUGUCUCCAUGUGCUUCUGACCUGCACCUCCACCUGGAGGGCCCUCCUCUUUGGGCUGCUGUUGGCUUUUGCCUUGUCUCAUUUCUAGGCACAGUGUUCCUGAUGCCCUUUUCCUCUGGUGCCUUGGCCCAGAAAGGCCACUGUUUGGGAUAGUGAGAAUGGGGUGACCAUGCAGCUUCCUUUGUCCAGCACUCCUGAGCCAAGAUGGCCCAGAGGUGCAUGGCCAGAAGUAGGCCAGGGUACCGGCUUGAAGCUUCCAGCACAUGCCCACACGCAACAGGAGAGGCACAAGCUAGGCACAGGCAUCACCUGGCGACUGUGGUAAAUGCCCCCUCCAAGCACAUAGGGUUCUCAAGGCAGAGACCCUGUUGCUAUCCCUCUGGUUUAGGGAGUUAGUUUACUUCCCCACUCUCCAAGCUCCCAGCCCUGUGACCUUAAACAUAGAGCCACCUUACCUGAAAGGGAGGCUGAAAGUGGGUGACUGUCCCUGUCUUUGCAGGAAGUGGGGGUUGUAGCCUCCCCAUGGCAUGGUUGGGGCACUGGCGGGCCUGAAGUCUCGUCAAGCACCUGAAUCAGUGGGCGUGGGUGCUUUGGGGCUGAACUUGGGGAUUCCAAGUCCCUCUUUGCGGCUUCUUGAAAUAUGUUUGUGAAGGGCGUCCCCACCUUCCUGGAGGUGUCCUUGGUGACUGCGAAUAUGUUUGAAAGGCUGUCUGUAGGCCCUGGCUCCAGCACUGGGAGGGAGGUAUAGUCCAGUUCAGGGUCACUGUCGUCGCUCAGGCUCAAGAUGGCUGUGAUCUUUGGGGAGCACAUCUGCUAGAAAAAGGAGGUAGGUGUGUUGGAACCUCUGUUUUCACAGUGGUCAUUGAAAAUUUAUGUGUUAAUGCUGCUUUUUAAAUCUGUCACAAAGUGUCUCCUGUUGUCACACAUAGGAAAGGCCAAGAGUACCCAGCACCCAAAAGUCAGGCCUCGGGAUGACACCAGGCAGCCAUUCUGAGCCCCCAAAGUUGCAGUGAGCUCUGUGGCCAAUGUCUGCGCUCCUUUGCAACCUCUUUGGGUCCUUGCUUGUACCCACCCCACCACCACCACCACCACCACCACCACCACCACCACCGUCCUUAGCCCUCUGCUGGUGUCAGCUCGCCCUGCCAGCAAGCACGGCUUUGUUCAAAAACUGCAACUGGGCCCCUUGGAGGUCAGAUCCCCUGGGAGCUGUGGUCUGUGCAUCUCCAUCCCACCAUGAUGCAUGCCUCUCCCUCCCUUUGGCACACUUGGCCUCCUUGAGGCCUAAGGGAGGGGCAGGUCAUCUGGGGAGAACUCCCUGUGGAGAGCCUCCUAGACUGCUCCUUUUUUCCCUGCUGUGGUUCCCUUCCCCCGUCUGCAUGCCGCUCUGGUGCAGGCAAUCCAGGAGGUGAGCAGAACUACAUCCCGGGGCAGAAAAAGGGCAAAGUGUGGUUGUGCUCAGUGCAGGUCAUAGAAACCACUGCUAAUGUGCUAAAUCACCAGGCGUGAGCAGCAGCUCACAGACCCAGUGACACCUCGAGACCAUGAAAUGCAGUGGCGGUAGCGGUCAUGCGCUCAUCACAUGGAGCACUUCACGUCCAGGUCAGGCAAAGUCCAGGGUAAUAGGUGCUGUCAGUGACAAGACCGAAUGUGAAAGUGGGACGAUGGGGGACGUAUGGGGGAGGGAUUGAGGACCUGGGCCUGGUCCUCCAGUGAUGCGCUGGUGUCCACCUCUUCCAAAUCAGGCAGGUCCUGAAAGAGCAAAGGAGCAGUGUCACCAUUAGGGAGGGGCCCACCACACCCACCCUCCUGUAGCAGAGCAUUUAUUCCUGGAGUACAGUGUGGAGAAGCCAGGAAGGACCGGGCAGCUCAUGCACACAAGCACACAAGCACUGCAGGCGCGUGGAUCCCAUCAGGCCCAGUGUGACACGGGGCAGCGUGCUGGGACAGUUUCCAUGUCUUUCUCCUCUGUCAUAAGUGACCCAGUCAGCUCAUCGAGGGGCGUGGUGUACCUCUUCCUGUACACAUAAGUCAUGGGAUCCAUGUGGUAUAGACCAAGUGUGUUCUAGACCUCUCCCACACUGUGGGGCUCUUAAUAUUUUGUGGGUUUUGGUACCUUUAUAGCCACCUGCCCAGAAUUAAGUCCAGCAGCACUAGCAAGGGGAGAUGGCAGGACAGUCCGUCCUGUCCUGACUGUGUAGCUCUGAGCAAGCUGUACAACCUCUGGUCCUCAGUGUCAGCUGUUGGUGGUGGCAUCUUACUUGCAGGUUCUAAAAUGUUAGAGAUUAAUCUCCCAGUCCAGUGUUCACAGGCCUGGAAAGUGAGAGACCUGCUAUGACAGUUGACCAUGCUGCCGAAUUCUUCCUGAGUCACAGGAAAUGGUGCAGUUAGAAAUGAGACUUCUUUUAGAAGUUCAGCAACGCCAAAUGUGCAUGUGGGUUCAAACUCAGGGAACCCUGUGGACAGGGAUGCAGGGCGCCUCCAGCCUAACAGUGAGCACCAGGUUGGUGGGAAGCCAGGGGUGAGAAAGAGCUUUCCACCUGGAACUGUGCAGCUCCCGGGGGUCAGGACACCAAUGGGGAGGGGUCCCAUAGAGCUCACACCUAUGCCUAGAGCACUGGACACUUAUCCCAGUGGGGAAAGCUUUGGAGGAGAAGCCUUUGAGAGGCCAGCAUCAGACACAGGGUGAAGCAGCCCCUCUUGAGUCAGUUGCAUCUGGAAGCCUGAGGAGUGACAGGCCAAGAAGGUGGCACGAGCCUUUGCUUGGCGAAGGAUGAGAGGCUCUGGUGAUAAAAUGGAACUUUUCUCGAUUGUUCUGUUUAAGACUAGCUGACAGUGGCUUUGCAGCAUAGCCUCUGUGGGGAAAGAGUUUUGUAGACAGCUCAACAGGAACCACUGAGGCCUGCGAGUCUCUACCCUGAAUACACAUACAUGCCAACCGGGUGGAAGGGGAGCUUAAUAAAGUGCAGUGCCUGCUCAGGAGAUCUGGGUGGGGCCUGAAAGUCUGCAUUCCCAUGAUGCCAAGCCUGCCAUCCAAGGCCCACACUGGGUAUGGAGGGUUUCAAGGUUUUUAUCUGUCCACCUGUGUUUUGCCAAAUGGAAAGAGAUACUUGUCUGCAAGUACGGCUGGUUCCGUACAUCGAUGAAGAGUUUCUCUGUCUCCAGCUUCACGGCCCCCAUAUCCACGGCUCCCUCCAGUUCUGCCCCUGAGGCACCCUCACUGGCCACAGUCUGGGGAGCUGAUUCUGAAGAACAAUAAGAAGUGAUCCAUCUCGGGGUUCACCUCACACAUGCUCAAAUGACAAGCCCCAGGUGAAGGUGUUUCAAAGAUCAAAGGGACAAAGGCCUCCUCGGGUCUGAAGGGCUGGCUGUUCCUUGUGCCAAAAGCUACGAGAAUCCCCAGCGGGAUGGGUGACAUCUACACAGAGAUGGCAAGCCCGGGGACAGAGCCGGCCCUACUGCAGCCCGGACGUGCAGCCGAUGGAUGACUGCACAGCAGGAUGGACACAAAAUAAUCAGGACCAGUAGAAAAGGCAUGAUUGAUAGGAGCACUUUGGCAGGUUGCCACCUGCUUGGAAG
Messenger RNA from Talpa occidentalis (Iberian mole), 7879 nucleotides. RefSeq names its product TATA-box binding protein associated factor, RNA polymerase I subunit C (gene TAF1C). The transcript is spliced from 15 exons. Bases 380 to 2989 code for a protein of 869 amino acids. Gene Ontology annotation, cellular component: fibrillar center. Gene Ontology annotation, biological process: transcription by RNA polymerase I. Gene Ontology annotation, molecular function: protein binding; RNA polymerase I core promoter sequence-specific DNA binding. The record is from RefSeq and is a predicted model, not a curated record. NCBI's taxonomy places the organism in Eukaryota, Metazoa, Chordata, Mammalia, Eulipotyphla, Talpidae.